UCAGCUUCAAUCACUUCAAUUAGUUUAUUUUAUUCAUUCAGUCAGUCAGUCAGUCAUAAUAAUUCCAAGGCAAUUACAAUACACACAAGAUUUUUUUUCACAUUUAUGCGUACAUAAAGAAUUCAAUUUACUCACUGUUAGUAAAAGUGAUUACUUUUAAUUGAAUUAAUUGAUCCUUGUUUGGGAAUAUUUUGACGUCAUUCUGCACUGAUCGACGGUACAGCAAAACAGGGUCAGUAGUCAGUACGGAUAUUAUGGCGAUGAUACAGCCAAUUCAUUGAGGAACUAUCUGUACGGUGAACAGUUUUGUGAAAUAGUGAAUCAUACGUAUACUUGGACCAGCCUCCCAACGAGUAGUUUUCUACGUAAAAUUCAGCAGCCAUAUUUCGCAAUAGUUGUAGAAAAAGUGCAACGGAAUCAGAUUUGAAUGCCUAUUGUGACGUAAACACGGCAAAACAAUAGAUUUGUUAUGGAGAUACGGCGUCAUAUUGCGUGAACCGAAGUCGAGAUGUGGUCGGUGCUCAGCGUGUUGUUCGCGCUCCUGAGCCUCACUUAUGCACUUCUGGAAGGCCCCAAUGUCUGCACCAGACAGGAAUCAUACACUACAACGAUACGAGUGUCAGAAAAACAGCCGUAUCAAGUGAAGGAGUACACAUGGUGCUUCAAUGUCCCACCGAAGUGUUCGAAGUACAAGAUUAAGUUUAGGGAAGUGUUCAAGACUCAGACGUUGGUGAAGUAUAGGCCAGUAGAGGAGUGCUGUGCGGGGUACGCGCCAGACGCUCAAGGGGAGCAGUGCGUGCCUGUGUGCGUGGAGUCGUGUGUCCACGGCAAGUGUGUGGCGCCCAAUACAUGUGCCUGCGCGCACGGUUACGGCGGUCCAGCCUGCGACAUAUCAUGUCCUGAUGGAAAAUGGGGCCGAAACUGUCAGAAUGAAUGUACUUGUAUGAAUGGUGGUACUUGUGAACCUCUGACCGGUAAGUGCGCUUGCACGGCGGGCUGGCGCGGGGACGCAUGUGAACGGGCUUGUGCACCUCCCACGUACGGCGACAACUGCGACGAGCUGUGCCAGUGUACCAACAAUGGGACCUGUGACCCGGCCUCCGGCGCCUGCAGGUGUCCUCCGGGGUUCACUGGACCUUUAUGUGAAGAAGCCUGUCCCAGCGAUGAACCAUGCCCCGUAAGAUGCCGCUGUCAGAACAACGGAAAAUGUACUUUUCUGUCAACGUGUGAAUGUCCGUCUGGAUGGACCGGAGAAGUUUGUGCUAAUAAGUGUCCAUCAGGAAAGUGGGGACCAAAAUGUGAGAAAUCGUGUGAAUGUGCUAACGGAGCUGGUUGUCACCACGUCACUGGUCGCUGUCAGUGCGAAGCUGGCUUUACUGGAGAAAAGUGUCUAGAGAUAUGCCCAGUGGGUACGUGGGGUGUGGAUUGUUCUAGAAAGUGUCAGUGCGAGCACAGUAGUGCUUGUUCUCCAAAGGACGGGUCUUGUGAGUGCAAGCCAGGGUGGACGGGCGAGCGGUGCCAGAACCGAGCCUGUCCCGCCAACAAGUGGGGCGCCAACUGCGACCGAGACUGCGAGUGCAACCCUGCUACUACAGACUUGUGUGAUCCUUGGACCGGUGCGUGCGAGUGCUCGGCGGGUUGGGGCGGGGAGUCGUGCGAGCGACAGUGCCCGCUACUGACGUACGGGAAGGGAUGCCGGUCCACGUGUCGCUGUGAGAACAGUGGACUGUGCUCGCCUGUCAACGGAUCAUGUCUAUGUGCGCCUGGGUACCGUGGGCUGCGUUGUGAAGAGCUCUGUCAGUACCCGUACUACGGAGACAACUGUUCCCGCACUUGCGACUGUUACAAUAAUGCGACCUGCUCACAUGAAACUGGACUCUGUGAAUGCAAACCUGGAUAUGAAGGCCUUAAAUGUGAUCGGCCAUGUAACGGAAAAACGUUCGGCUUAAAUUGUCGGCAACCGUGUAAUUGUGAAAACGAUGCGCCCUGCAACCCUGUUAACGGCGAGUGUGUAUGCGGGGCGGGGUACACGGGCGCGCGCUGCGACCGGCGCUGCCCGGCCGGGUUCUUCGGGCUCGGCUGCCAACAUCGCUGCAACUGCUCGGAAAAUGCACACGGCUGUGAUCACGUCACCGGACAGUGCCUCUGCGACAGCUCUUGGAGAGGUGUGAGAUGUGAGACGCAGUGUGCGGAGGGUCGUUACGGGGAGCAUUGUUCGGAGAAGUGUCCGUGCGGGAACAACUCGUCGUGCGACGCGUCGUCCGGGCGGUGCGUGUGCGCCGCGGGCUGGACCGGCGUCGACUGCACCACGCCCUGCCCGCCCGGAUACUACGGCGCGGGUUGCACUCAAGUUUGCCCCGAAAAUCCUAAUGGUAACUCUACUUGCGACCCUGUAACCGGCGUGUAUGCUUGCCCGCACGGCUUUACUGGUGUGACGUGCGAAUACCCCUGCCCACUUGGUACUUACGGCGCUGGGUGCAAGGAGAAGUGCACGUGUAAGAAUGGCGCCGAUUGUCACUAUGUUACGGGCGCGUGCCAGUGCCUGGCGGGCUGGCAGGGCCCGGCGUGCGAGGCGUCGUGCGGCGCGGGGUGGUGGGGCGCGGCGUGCUCGCAGCCGUGUCGCUGCGCGCCGCACGCCGCCUGCAGGCCCAACGACGGCUACUGCCGCUGCCCGCCCGGAUACACAGGGCACUACUGCACGCAGUUCUGUCCGGAGGGAUAUUUCGGCGAUCACUGCAUGGAGCCUUGCAACUGUUCUUCGGAAGGAAACUGGGUGUGUGACCCAGUGGUCGGGUGUAUGUGUCACCGCGGCUUCAUCGGAGAGAAAUGCGACAUACACGCCAGUGACGCCAUUGUCACUGGAAUUGAUACUAGCAGAGAAUCCUCAACGUCCGGCCUAACAGUGGUGAUGAUAAUACUGGCGUUCAUCUGUGCCGCUAUAGCAAUACUGGUACUGUUGUACUAUCGCAAGCGAGUACGUAACCUCAAGCGGGAGAUCGCACACGUACAUUACACUGCGGAUCCUAAUUCACAGCCUGAACAACAGCACUUCGAUAACCCUGUGUACUCGUACCAAGGAUCCACUCGAAGUGAUGAUUCCACAACUCUGCUGAACAACGCGACGCAUUUCCUGAACAACCUGAACCCGGGAAGCAAACUGAACAACACCACUAUGGAGAAACUCAGAAUGAAAGCUUCUGGUUCUAAUGAUACUUACGACCCGCUGUCCUCUAUGAAGAACAAAGAUGCUGACGCAAAUAAUCCGAAUUUGUACCAGUACGAAGAAGAUGACAAUAAAUUGGACCAUGUUUAUGACGAAAUCAAACACAAGGAAGGAUAUGAAAUGGAGUAUGAUCGUCUGAACUACACGCCACCUGCGAAUAAAUGGAAGCCCCACUACCAACGGAUGAACAACGGGUUCAGCCCAGGCGCCGCGCAACCACUGCCUCCGCCGCGAGACAUCUCGCCCACCCCACCGAUACCUCCGCUACCCAAACUGAACAUUGCCCCCCUGCCUCCGAAAAGGGAUGAAGAACCUCUCGAGGUCCCCGAACCCCCUAAAAGGGACGAACUCCCUUCAGCACCCCUAACCCCCCCAAGUGACGAAGAAAAUGACGUAACGCAACCUUGACACACAAAGUGGGUGAAGUUCAUAGACAACUAAACCUCACUGUACGUAGCAAUAAAAUUGUUGGAGCAAGCCAACCAACGUGUUAACAUUAUGACAAAAUUGAAAUUUAUUUUAUGAAAUGUUUUAUGUCACUGAACUUUGUCUUUUGACUUUUGAACAUAUUUUGAUAAUGAUCUUUUACGAUGUUCCGUAGUUGUGUAGAUGUGAACAUUACCUGUAAGUGAAGUUUGGGAGUGAUCUCGUUUACUUCUUAUAUAAUAUCAACCUUAGAUUGUAAGUAUUCUAGAUAUCAAAUCAUCAAAACUGUUCAGCAAUAUUUAACUAACAUCGCAGAAUGCUACUUCUUGUAUUAUAUAAACAAUGGUAGUAACAUAGUAACCAAUUUUCCUUAUGCUUCCAAUCCCCGCGUGUUCAGUUUCCAAAGAUUCAAUGGUUUUCAUCCCGCAAAUUAUGACUAGUUCAGUAAAUUAUUGUUCAAUGAACAUAUUUAUAUAAUCAAGUAAUCAUGUUUAUAAAAUAAUUAUAAUUAUCUUAUGCUAAUUUUAAUUCGAUCAAUCUGUCAGACAGACAGAGAGAUAAUAUUAUGAAUGAUUUAUGAAAUUUUAGAUUUGUGUUCUCGCUACGAGUCACCUAAUCGCGGUAUGAAAACUGUUAUAUCUCGAUGUGUAAUUAAUGAUGAAUAUAGGAAUAACACAUUUUGUAUAACAAUUUAUGUAAAACAGUAUUUAGUUUUAAAUUGAUUAAGGAUUAAGAACAAUUAGUAAUUGUGUCGUUAUGGCCACGCGACUGUGGGACGUGCUGUGUGCGAGGGACGAGGGAUGUUUUAUAUUAAAUGCCAUAUAAUCGUAAUGGAAGUUGAGGGUCGUUAGUUUUGUAUUAUAAUUAUGGUUGUAUUAGACGUGUUCAAACUAAAUUAAUAGAAUACGUAGGUAUAUUACACUCAGUAGAGUUAAUUAUUUACAUAUCAUAUUGAAACACAGCGUUAGGGCCUAUGUUUGUCGCUAUUUUAAUUUAUACUAAAGUUUUACACCGUAUUUUAAUCUUAUGACAUAUUUUAAAAUGUUUUAGGAUCUUCGUAUCAAUUGGAUAUUAGAAAAGUUAUAAUAAUUUCUUAUUAAUUACUAUUUAUCGUAUCUCAUUAACAGUUUUUCAGCUGAACUAACAAUAACAGUACUAUGCAUACAUGUAAACAGCACGAUGUUACACCAACUUGUAAGAAAUAGGAAUGUUUUGAAGGCCGCAUACAUAGUGUAUGCUCCUUAUAUGAGUAGCACAUCAAACAAUGCACUUGUUAUAUUUGCAAAGGCGUAAAAUUUACAAUUUAUUGUGAUAUAUAUAUUUUGAUGUACGAUGGUGUAAAGUAAGAGCCUUGUUACAUUUGGACGCUAUGGUCGUACGACCGGGACACGCCAACAGAUUGUAUGGAUGACAUUUUUCGUGGUGUCAAUUUGGUAACGUAAGGGAUUGUACGAUCACAGUGCUCCUUAAACCUGUAUAUUUACGAACAUUCAUAGUUUGAUUUUAGUUGUUCAGAUUUCGGGUUUCUCAUUCAUUGUUUAACGUACGUGGAAAAUACUCAAUCACAUUCCACUCGUUAACACGUAUACGCUUUAGAAAUACCUUUUAAUGUUUAUUUAUCAAAAAAUAUAUUUUGUUUUGAUAUUACAGUAUUUUUUACUAUUUUUAAAUGCUAAUUUAUUUACUUUGUAAAUUUUAUUUAUAUCACACUUUUAUGUUUAAAUGGUAAAAAAUAUGAUUAUUUUCUUUGCCCAUAUUUUUGUUACAUUUUUUAUAUUCAAUGCUCACUUUACUAUCUGAAAAGGGUAACAGAGUGUUCCCUUUAUUAAAAAUCUUAUGAACAGAAUCGGAAAUAUUGCUCAAAAAGUGCCAAAUUCUUAUAUUUUACGAAUUGGCGAUUGUAAAUGAAGCGCAGCUGGCAAUAAAUAAUUCAUUGUUUAAACUGUAGUGUAAAAUUUGUACUGAUAUUGUUCGAAAGUCCGUCUAUUUGCUAAACGUAACCUAUUCAUUGCUUAUGUGUCGUAAAAUGUGCUAGUUUUUGCCCAAUGAUGCUUUUUAAAAUGUGCAUUUCAAAUCUGCAUUGUAACUAAUUUUCGGUGAAUGAAAUGUAUUUAUAAUUACGAUUUAUAUAUCUCUUUUCUAUUUCUGUUUUGGAAAAAACUGUUUAUAAAAUUUUUGAUUGACUAUAUUAGCUACUUUCACUGUAGAAACUCAAUUUACGUAAGCUUUAAAGUUUCAACAUUAAAUUCACAGGCACUUGCCAGCGAAUUUAUUUUAGACGUGCAAUCGAAUAAAUUAUAUAAAAUCGUCAGGACUCAUGAUAAAUAUCUGACAAUAAAUAUUAUUUACGUAGCUUUUUCAUUCUCUAGAUAGGCUAAAAAUAUGUCUAAUAUAUAAAAUGAUCGAAAUAAUAGUUGAUUGAUAGAUAUCAUAAAAUAUGCUGAACACUUUAUAAGUGUUAUUUAUGAAGUUAAGAUUUACUUUUGUGAUAUAUUGUAUUAAGCUACUCAAAAAUAAACGAACUUUCAUUUAUUA
Molecule: messenger RNA, 6184 nt
Organism: Spodoptera frugiperda (fall armyworm)
Lineage: Eukaryota; Metazoa; Arthropoda; Insecta; Lepidoptera; Noctuidae
Gene: drpr
Product: protein draper
Exons: 19
Coding region: 509-3631 (1040 amino acids)
Molecular function (GO): protein binding; scavenger receptor activity
Source: RefSeq, a predicted model, not a curated record